Drosophila nasuta is the source of this 6498-nucleotide messenger RNA. RefSeq names its product proton channel otopetrin-like a (gene OtopLa). Gene Ontology annotation, biological process: proton transmembrane transport. The coding region runs from base 918 to 4001 and encodes 1027 amino acids. NCBI's taxonomy places the organism in Eukaryota, Metazoa, Arthropoda, Insecta, Diptera, Drosophilidae. Gene Ontology annotation, cellular component: membrane. The record is from RefSeq and is a predicted model, not a curated record. The transcript has 14 exons. Gene Ontology annotation, molecular function: proton channel activity.
GCGACUGCGACGCUGGCGUUCUACGUUUUGAGUUGUUAGUUGCGUUCGAACUCAGUCAUAAACGAACUGUUACGAGUGAUGGAAGAGUCAAUACGUGCUAAAUAAAACUAUUUUUGUACCAAGCUGUUAGCUUUUGAUACCAAGAAAAAAAAUAAAUAAUAAUCAUAACAAAAAGUAAACAAUCGAAAUAAAAGUGAAAAGCAACAAUUUAUUUGCUCGCUGUGCGCGUCUCGUCGUCCAUUUUGUCUGUGCUGCCCCUUCUUCCGUUUCCGGCAUUCGCAACAAAUUUUUGGCAAAGGCAGGCAGGCAGAAGGUGAAGAAGAAGAAGAAGAGGAUACAGUUGCUUUGACGCGCGCGCAACAAUCAAACAAACUACGUCUCUACUGCCCCCGCGCGUAAACCCCGCCACCCAACAAAAAAAGCCAUUCUUCCCGCUCCCCGCCUCCUGCGUUCCUUCGUGCGAGUCGAGUGCAAAGGACGAAGUGUGCAAAAUAACUGCGACAUGCGAAACGCGUAACAAAACAAAACACGCAAAAAAAAGGACGCCUAAAACCGAAAAGGACACAGAUGCCAUUUCAUUCCAUGUGACAGUUGAAGAAACCCAAAAAAACGACCAAUUUGCUAACGAAAAGUCUUGAAAUUAAACUGCUGCUGCAAACUUAAUGACUGAUUUUUCUGGAACAGCAUUUACCUCCUAAACAAAAUCUUUAUACUUAACCAAAAAUAGAACUCUUUGCUAAGAAUGGCAAAUAAUUUAAUAUAACAUUUAGGACUUGUCACUUUUUUCGAAUACAACUAAAGUAAUAUAUAACUGAAGUCAAGUAGUUAGCUAACUAAAAAUAUAAUAAAUAUAACAAACGAAAGAGGACAAAGACCAAGUGGAAGUGGAAGUCGAGCUGGAAGUGGAAGAGAGAGGAAUGCAGCGUUGUCCGUAUCUGCAUGAGAUGCGAGAACGUCUAUUGGAUCAGCCAAGAGAAACAUUACAACUCGAGAAUAUGGAGCGAGCCAAUUUGCUGGACAAUCGCCAAUCGGCAACCGAGUCGCAUCAGGUCGGCACCGUUGUCAAGCUGCAGGGCGAUGGAUACCAUACAAGUCCAGCUCAUCAGCGCACACCGUUAGUGCCGCAUGAUCUGGGCGAGGAUUUCAAUUUGGAUUUCGAUGAUGACUUUCCGAUCGAUGUGCGACGACCAAAAAAUGCCAACGGCAAUCAUCCAACGGUUCUGACGCAACCACAGAAAAGGGUUUGCUACACGUUCAAGCCAAAUCCAAAUAAGCACAGUUUUAUGCCAGCGAAAAUAACGGUGCAGGGCACAUAUCAAACCAAUCCGAUAACGGGACCAAUCGAACUAUGGACAUCGCUCUUCAUUGUAACCAGCCUGGUGUAUGCGAUCCUCUUGAUAGUCGUCUGCAUUGCGUAUGUGAUCAGCGAUGUGACCACACACCGACUGCCGGUGCUCUACUACGAGACGUUCUUCACGUACCUCUACGGCACCAGCAUACUCUUCCUGUUGUACGUCUUUUGUUUCCUGCUGCAGGAGAGCUCUUGCUGUAAUGGCGGCAAUGGCGGCAGCAAACCGAAACCACAGCCCAAGGAGAAGAAAUCGAAGAAAACGAAGAAUGCAGAUCCAGCCGAUUCGAAGGAUGCGAAAGGCUCUAAGGACUCUGGCAAAGCUGCCAAAGGCGCCGCAUAUCAGGAAGCACCCGUGGAUGCCGAGGUGGCCGUCACCCCGAAAAAUGUACGCAAACGGAAGACCACGCACAGCGAUCUCACGCACGGAAGUUUCUUUUUGCGCGUCGGUGCCAUCGCUUUUGGACUUGGCGCAAUGAUCUACAUUGGAUUGGAGUUUGGAUCGUUCUUUGAGAUACCAUUCGAUUCGCCAUGCCAUCACAUACUAAUCGGUGUCAAUCCCCUGCUCCAGAUGAUCUUCACCUUCAUGCAGAUGUACUUUAUAUUCAUGAAUGCACGGACUAGGCCACCAUUUCAGCUCAACAUCCAUCGCUUCAAGGUGAUCGCUCGCUUUGGUCUAAUGCAUGUGGUGGCCACCAACAUUUGUGUGUGGAUACGCACGCUGGUCAAGGAAUCGCUGCUAGAGAUCACGAUCUAUCAUCAGAAGCGCGAAGCUGAUCCCGAUGCCUCGUCGAUCGCUCAUUCGAUACGCCAGCAUGCGUUGCGUCACGCUGGCACCGUGCUCCGCACCCAUGCCGGACCGAACAGUGAGUUCGAGGUGCUCGAUGGCGAGGAUCUGUUGCCCAAGAAUGUGUACAAGAGCGACAAUGUGCUAUCGAAGCUGGUGCGCAACACUGUCGAUGGCAUCUCGAAGAGUUUGGGCAUGGGAGGCAGCAGCAGCGAUGUGACCAGCACCGCGUUGCCCAGCACAAUAUUGCCAACAACAACAACAACAACGACCACAACACGAUUGCCAUACACAACACCUGGCUAUCAAUGGCACAGCACUACUAUGGCCCGCAAGCUGAAGAAGUUUAUCACUAGCACCACGGCUGCGACAAGCACCGUGGGUUCGAGUUCGAGUUCGAGUUCAAGUUCGAGCACCGCAUUCCCCAGCACGAUCAGCACCAGCACCAUGACCACAAGCACCACCAUCGCCAGCAACAGCCCCAGCAGCAGCAUUCCAUUCGACCUAAGCACGACCAGUGAAUCACCCUUCAGUGGCCUGCAGCGCAUCCUAUCGAGCGCUGCAUCCGCCGCCUCAUCAUCCAGUUCAACGCCCAUCGAUGUGGCCGAUAGCACAUUGCCCGCUGCUGCCAAUGCCGAUGGCGGUGCCGGCAGCGUGUCGUCAUUCCUCAACAAUUUGGCCGCCGCCUCAACGCCCAGCACAGCGGCAACAGCCGCAACCGCCACAGCAGCUGCCGCCGUUAGCAGCAGCACUGAGGGUGCUGUCAACAUUAUGAAUAAUCUGUUUGGUCCCGGCAUGGAGAAUAGCUUCCAAACGUAUUCGGAUCUGUCGCACGAUGAGGCCAGUGCUGGUGGCGGAUUGGUGGCAUUCGAGAAUCUGGAGAGUCUGGACAGCAUCUAUCCGGCGGCGUUGUCUUCCAACAUUGGCACACUCAAUUCCACCGCCUGCGGUCGCAUUGAUAUUAUGGGCACGAUUGUUUACGAUUCGGCGCCGUAUCUGUAUCCAUUCAUCAUUGAGUAUUCGUUAAUUGGCGCGGUGGUGUUGUAUGUCAUGUGGAAGCACAUCGGUCGCUAUCCGGGACGCAUGAACGAUGAGGAUCUGGAGCAUCGGCUCGAGGUGAUGCUGUCGCGUCGCGCCGUUGCCAUGGCGCAGCAGGCACGCUCCGGUCGCGUCGAUUGCGUUGGCUCGUCGAAGGGUCUGUUCUUUGGUCUGUUGCUGUUGGUCGGCGCACUCAUUUGCUUGAUACUCUUCUUCGUCUUGGUGCGUCAUCAGCAGUUCUCGCUGUUGGCCAUUUAUCUCGCCGAUGCCAGUCACUGCAUCCUCAUGGCCUUUGCCAUACUCGCCAUCAUCAUUGGAUUCAUCAGAGUCAAGAACUUGAAAUUCCGCUGCGAGGAGCAAUCGAAUUUGAAUGACAUUUUGCUGCGCAUCUCGGCCUUUGGCCUGUUCACCUAUUCGGUGUUCAGCAUCAUUGCCGGCAGCCUCAAGGUGCUGGAGAGUGAGCCCAGCCUGCUGGUGACGACCACGGGCGGCGUUGCCGUCUUCCAGGUGAUUCUCCAGCUGCUGUUCAUUGCCGAUGUGUCGCGUCGUCGCGUCCAUUUGCCGGAGCACGAUCGCAGCAAGCCGGGACGCCAGAUCGUUACCUUCCUUCUCAUCUGCAAUGUGGCCAUGUUUGCCAUCUACACAUUCGAAGCUCAAAAAGUAUUCGCCAAUCCUGUAAGUAGAUAUGUGCAACUGGAGUUCUAUGGCUUUGUGCCCUGGUCGAUCAUUCAGCGCAUCACACUGCCCCUGUGCAUUUUCCAUCGCUUCCACAGCGCCGUGACACUUGCCGAGAUCUGGAAGACCACCUACAAGGCGCGAUUGGAGUAAGCGCUCUCUCCACCUCCGAGCUGUUCGAGCUGCUAAAACCCAGGCGGUUUUCAAAUGCACCAAAAAAAACAACAAACAACAAAAACAUAACAAAAAACCGAAAACAAACAAAAAAUAUAACCAACCAGAAAAGUAAAGAAAACAAAGCUAUGAAAAACUAAAAUUUAUAGCAAACCGAACACACGAAUGAAAAACAAAAACAAAAAGUUGAAAGUUAGUUUCUAAUUGCAUAUUAUACAUAUAACAUAUUGUAUAUGUAUAAACAUAAAUUUUUGUUUUUUAGUUACGCAUACGUAUAGGUUAACUAAGUUCGAAAAAUGCGAGAAAAACACACAAGAAAAGAAAAUGAACAUGAAAUGAAAUACGAGUUGUAACAAAGAGAGCUAACUCCCAAAGCGAAACAUUGGACCAUUGACGCCCCCAACAAAAAUUUGGUGGGCGUGUGUGUGGUUGAGGAACAGCAAGAACCAAACUUUAGAGCGUAUAAUGGAAAUGAUUGAAAUGAUCGAUCCGUCGAUCAAACGAUCUUUAUUGAUGCUAAAUACCAAACAAAACUUAAACGAAACUUUUUGGAAUCAAACAAAAAAAAACAACUAAAAAAAUAAAACAAACAAAUUGUUAGGAAACGAAAAGAGAAAAUGAAGAAAAUGAAUUGAGAACAAUUGCUUGUUAUUUAAUUAUGAUUAUAAUUAUAUAUAUAUAUUUUUUUUGUGUUGGUUUCUGUUUUCAUGGGAUUUACAGCUCAGUUGGAAAACUUAAGAACUAAGUCAUAGGAUUUACAAUUUAAUAUGCUUUCCUUUUUGCUUUCGUUCUACUAAUUUUACUACGAUUUCAGCACAUAGUAUAUUAAUUAAUUAAUUUAUGUAUAUUUAUCUAUCUCUACAAUUAUAAUUAUGAAAUAAAUACCUUUCUUUUUGCGUUUUUUUUUUUUUGUUGCUUAUGCAUAUUUAUUGUUUAACGCGCUGCAAUGUCUUUGUAACUAAAAGUUUUCAAUUGUUUUUGUUUUUGCAUAUUAAAAAGAAUCAUAACACUUAAGUCGAAAAUGAAAAAAGAAGAAUAAAAACUUGAAACAAGGUUGUUUACUUUCCGCGUUGAAUUUUGCGGCCACUGCGCCGCAAAGUAUGCAAAGACUUUCGGGCCAAUUAACAGUCACAUACACACACACACACACAUACAUGCAUACAUACAGUUCACACAGACAGACGGACACGGGUAAAACUCUAUGGAAUGCCAUGAAAUGUGUUGGAAAAGAAAACAAACAAACAAAACGCGAAAAUUCGAAAAUUCAUAAAAUUCAUUCAAACAAAAAUCCCAAAAGUAAAAAAGAACUAAACUAGAAAAAAGAAUAUGCACAUUUUGUGCAAGUUUUCGACUCUUUUUUUUUCCCCCGAAAAAAAACGAAACAAUUGCCGAAGACAAACAACAACAACAAACUGUGAUGAAUUAUAUUGUUUAUUGACUUUGGAAAUAUUUUUCAUUUAUUCAGUUCUUUUUUGGAAUUUUAUACUUUUAGCAUUUUCAAUAAAACAAUGAAAAAACAAAACUAAAAAACCCAAAAUUUACAAAAAAAAAAUCGGCUUAAAAUGCGUUCAACCAACUUCAUGGCCCAAUGUAAAAAAACAAAUGAAAAGAAAAAAAUUACCAUGACAUGAAAAAAAUUGCAAAAACACACAAAGAAACAAAACAUGUUGCGGCACUUCAAGGGAAGCCAAAGAAAUAAAAACAAAAAGCAUGGAAAACCAAACGAAAACGAAAAGUCAAACAGAAAGAAAACAAAAAUGAAAAAAGUAAAACACAAAAACCAAAAAAAAACAAUUUUUAAUAUUUAUAUAUAUAUAUAAAUAAAAAGUUUAUAAAUGUCCAUUUUUUGAUUAUUAGUAGUGAUGUUAAAUGAGAAACAACAAACUUAAUAGUAAUUACAAUAAUUUAAAAAAAAACAAAUAUGUAUGUAAUAGCUGCAAAACAAGAUAUAAAGAAAAAGCAAAACGAUAAAUGGAUUAAUAUAUGCAUAUAUAUAUAUAUAUAUACAUACAUAUAUAUACAUAAUACAAACAAAUGUGUAAUCUGUCUGUCGUAUUAACAUAUAUAUGUAUAUAUGUAUAUAUAUAUAUACAUAUGUAUGUAUGGUUUGCCAGACCUUCUUCUUCUUCUUGAGAAUCCCCCAAACAAACAAAGAAAACGAAGCGCAUUUAGAAGAUGACAAAAUGGAGGCACAGAAAACAAGAUCGAUAACGAUACCGAUAACGAUAACGUUUACAAUUAACAAGUUAAGAACCAUUUUUAAAGAUAUGCAACGUAUAUCUAUAAAUAUAUGUAUACUAACCCACCAAAUUCAAAGUAUUUCAAAGUUUUUUAUCGACAAAGAAGGCGGAUUCAACAAAGUUUAGCAGCAAAUGCUGCCCAAACAACCCAAACAAAGCAAAACAAAUGCAACAAAAAUGGUUACACAGACAGCAAAACUCUUGCCAAAGACCAACAAAAAAAAAAAAUACAAAAA